Molecule: messenger RNA, 1196 nt
Organism: Talaromyces proteolyticus
Lineage: Eukaryota; Fungi; Ascomycota; Eurotiomycetes; Eurotiales; Trichocomaceae
Product: vesicular-fusion protein sec17
Exons: 5
Coding region: 114-989 (291 amino acids)
Biological process (GO): SNARE complex disassembly; intracellular protein transport
Cellular component (GO): SNARE complex; vacuolar membrane
Molecular function (GO): syntaxin binding; soluble NSF attachment protein activity
Source: RefSeq, a predicted model, not a curated record
GUUUUCUCCUGCGUCACAACCAACUCGCCGCGAACCAAGCCUGUGCAUCCUCAAUCUCAAUGAUUGCUGAAUUAACCAACCGGGAAAUCUGAUUUACUUUUUGGUCUGACAAAAUGGGAGAUCCGCGAGCCCUACUACAGAAGGCGGACAAAACUCUACAAGGUGCCUCUGGUGGCUUUAGCUUCUUUGGGGGCAGGACGGAAAAAUAUGAAAAUGCGGCGGAUCUUUAUAUACAGGCCGCAAACGCAUUCAGAGUACAGAAACUAAACAAGGAAGCUGGACUUGCCUUCGAAAAAGCAGCCGCAGUUCAGAGAAACAACCUCAACGAACCGGACGAUGCCGCGAACAGCUUAUCCGAGGCCUUUAAGGUUUACCGCAAAACAGACCCUGAGGAUGCGGCAAGAGUCCUCGGUAGUGCUAUUCAACAUUAUAUAUCCAAAGGAAAUUUCCGGAGAGCGGCCACUCACCAGCAAAACCUUGCGGAGGUUUACGAAGUCGAGAUCGGAGACACCAAGAGAGCCUUGGCGGAGUAUGAGAAAGCUGCGGAAUGGUACGAAAGUGACAAUGCCGAAGCGCUUGCAAACAAAUAUUACCUCAAGGUCGCCGAUCUUGCUGCUAUAGAAGGCGAUUAUUACAAGGCGAUUGCACAGUAUGAAAAAGUCGGCAAAGUCUCCGUCGACAAUAAUUUGAUGAAGUGGUCGGUCAAGGAUUACUUUUUUAAAGCUGGAAUAUGCCAUCUUGCGUCAGGCGACCUGGUCGCCACCAACCGUGCUUUGGAGAGUUAUAGAAACAUUGAUCCCACCUUUGCUUCCACCCGAGAACAUCAACUUCUAGUUGAUUUGUCCGAAGCAGUUGAGCAAGGAGAGCAGGACGCCUUUGCCGAUAAAUUGUUUCAGUUCGACCAAUUGAGCAAGUUGGACAAAUGGAAGACAACCUUAUUUUUACGCAUUAAGGACACUAUUGAGGAGAUCGAAGAAGAUUUCUCAUAAUCUCCUUUCGUCAUUUGUCAUUUCCAAUCCAAUUGCAAUAAACGGUAUAAUUAUACCCUAUAGCUGGUUUUCUAUACGUCUGGCUUCUUAAUUGUCGAUUUCCUUGAUACUUCAUAUCCAUAGUAGUAUACCAGUUGACCUAGUAAAUUAAUUGGUAAUGACUAGCUAAAUUGAGACUGAUAAAUCUUUAACCACAUGAUAGUGACA